This is a messenger RNA of Didymodactylos carnosus, 987 nucleotides long. NCBI's taxonomy places the organism in Eukaryota, Metazoa, Rotifera, Eurotatoria, Philodinida, Philodinidae. The record is from the annotation of a GenBank genome assembly.
AUGACAAUACACCAAAGAGCACCGUAUAGACGAAUAUCGGAUUUAGAAAUCGAAGUUAUUACUGGUCUUUACAAUCAAGGUAUUAAACAUUCCAAAAAUAUUGUUCAAAAACUGAUUACAGUGAAUUACGGAGAGAUAACUGACCAUUAUGUUGCGUCAACAGCCACCAGCCGAGGCAGAAGAGUAAAUGAUGUUUUGGAAAAAGCUGGAAAAAAGGUCAGUGCAGCACGUUUAUCGGAUCCACAAUGUUUAAUACAGCAACGUGGUGAUGCACUUGAUUGUGUGUUGCUUCAUCGAAUAAGCAGUGAUCCAUUGCCAAAUCCAACACCACCGUUAGCACAGUCUACCACGAAUUUCGAAUCGGUCGAUGACGAUUGUUUACUAUCAAUACCAUCUUUUAUGUCGAAUUUUCGCGAUGAACCUCCACCAUCAUUACCAUUUAAAUACGAAGAUUUGGAACCAACAUCAGUACAUGCACAAUACGAUGAUAUAAUUGUUGAAACAUUGAAAGUAAUAACAACAUUGCCAUUAAGAACAAAGAAAGGUAUUGACACGAACACAUUAUCAGCAGGAAUAAAACUUGCACCAUUACCGAAAACGAAAUUUUCACCACCAACAACCGCUCCAUCAUUAUCUCUCGAACGAGUUGAACAAAGUACAAUAAUACGACCACGAACAAAUUUGAAUCAUUCUCAAACAACACGUAUUCCAAAAAAAGGUCCUCAAAAACGUACAAUAGAAAUAACCGAUAUUGAUGACAAAUAUGAAAUUGAAAAUGUAUCUCCUCCCUCCAAAAAACGCCGAUUGCCUCCAUCGCUUCGUGUGAAUUCUCUUAUUUCUCGUAUUGAAGAUGUUCUCAAGCCGUUCGAAUCAUACGCCGAACAAAAUAUAAUUCCAUUCAUAGACAUAGCCGAUGAGGACGAUACAAAUAAUAACGAACGAAAUUUAACGUUUUCGUUUUUUUGCUUAGGACUGACCGUGGAGUAA